Chondrus crispus (carragheen) is the source of this 1557-nucleotide messenger RNA. RefSeq names its product box C/D snoRNP component Nop56. The record is from RefSeq and is a predicted model, not a curated record. Gene Ontology annotation, molecular function: snoRNA binding. The coding region runs from base 1 to 1509 and encodes 502 amino acids. Gene Ontology annotation, cellular component: box C/D methylation guide snoRNP complex; small-subunit processome. The transcript is spliced from 2 exons. Lineage: Eukaryota; Rhodophyta; Florideophyceae; Gigartinales; Gigartinaceae.
AUGGUGCAGUACCUUCUCUCCGAGUCGGCCUCAGGCUACGCCCUGUUCGAGGUGCUGGAGUCCGAUGUCAUCGCGUCGCAAGUCGACGCGGUGCAGCAGGCCAUCAUGGAGUACCCGCGCUUCUCGAAGAUGGUGAAGCUGUCGGCCUUCGCGCCGUUCCGCUCCGCCGAGCACGCGCUGGACAACGCCAACCAGAUCUCCGAGGGCGCGGUGUCCGACUUCCUGCACAACUUCCUGGAGACCAACCUGCCGCUGCCCAAGAAGAAGUCCAAGAAGGCCCCGUCCGUCAGCCUGGGCGUCAGCCGGGACCCCAAGCUCAAGUCCUCCAUCUCCGAGGCGCUCAACGCCGCCGUGCAGAUCGUCGCCGACGACGACUCGGACGAGCUGCUGCGCGGCGUCCGUACCCAUUUCGAUAAGUUCAUCGCGGGCCUCAGCCCCACCGACGCUGUCAAGGCCCAGCUCGGUCUGGCCCACUCCUACUCUCGCUCCAAGGUCAAGUUCAACGUCCACAAGUCGGACAACAUGAUCAUCCAGUCCAUCGCCCUGUUGGAUCAGCUCGAUAAGGACAUCAACACUUUUGCCAUGCGCGUGCGCGAGUGGUACUCUUGGCAUUUCCCGGAGCUGGUCAAGGUCGUGCCGGACAACAUCCAAUACGCGCGCGUCAUCCGCGUCGUCAAGAACAAGGGCGACCUCACGGAAGAGUCCAUCCCGGCCAUUGAUGAGAUCCUCAUGGACGAGCAGUGCUCGAGGGAUGUGCUGGACGCUGCCCGUUCCUCCAUGGGGACCGAUGUGUCGCCCGUUGACCUCAUCAAUAUCGAGCUCUUUGCUGCUCGCGUCGUCAACCUUGCAGAGUACAGAGCCAACUUGCACGACUAUCUCAUCUCUAAGAUGAGCGCUGUCGCGCCUAACCUGGCCGCCCUCAUCGGCGAGCAGGUCGGCGCAAGGCUCAUCUCGCAUGCGGGCUCGCUUACGUCGCUCGCGAAGUAUCCAGCCUCCACUGUUCAGAUCUUGGGCGCCGAGAAGGCCCUAUUUCGCGCUCUCAAAACCAAGGGGAAGACCCCGAAGUAUGGCCUUUUGUACCAUUCCACAUAUAUCGGCAGGGCAAAGACCAAGAAUAAGGGACGGAUUUCUCGUUAUUUGGCGAACAAGUGCUCCAUUGCGUCAAGAAUGGAUUGCUUUUCGGAUAUAUCCACCGAUGUGUUUGGGAAAAGACUCAAAGAGCAGGUUGAGGAACGCCUCAAGUUUUAUGAGACUGGCGCGGCCCCGCGAAAGAAUGCAGAUGUCAUGCACCAAGCUGCAUUAGAAGCGGCCGCCGAAGGGCCACAGGACGACAAAGAAGAUGAGGAUGACACCUUCACCACUCCGAGUGGAGACAAGAAGGAGUCGAAACGGGACAAGUCAUCGUCCAAGAAGGAAAAGUCCUCCAAGAAGGAAAAGAAGCGUAAGAGAGAGGGGAAGGAGAGCACGGAAAAGAAGAAGAAGAAGAAGAAGAAGAAGACAGAGUCGUAGAACUUCUUUAAUCGCAUUCCUCUUGUAAAUGAUCACGAUUCGUCCUAA